Ricinus communis (castor bean) is the source of this 1364-nucleotide messenger RNA. Its product is annotated as putative cysteine-rich repeat secretory protein 25. Lineage: Eukaryota; Viridiplantae; Streptophyta; Magnoliopsida; Malpighiales; Euphorbiaceae. The record is from RefSeq and is a predicted model, not a curated record. The transcript has a single exon. Bases 164 to 1168 code for a protein of 334 amino acids. Gene Ontology annotation, cellular component: plasmodesma.
UUAAGAGUAAUUAUAGCAUCAUUUAUUAAUGCCGCUCAUUUUUACAAAAUAUAUUUAUAAUGAGGUGAUAUAAUUAAAGAAUUCUCUUUUUAUCCAAAGUACUACUUUGGACGCUUUAUAGAGAAUUUCUCAAGCAUUUCUGGCUAGGAGAGUUAUCAGAGAUAUGAACAUGGCUUCCACGUUUCCUCUUGUAGCCAUUCUCUUCAUUUUCUUCAUCACCCCUUUCUCUAUGGCCUCAAAAUUCCCUUCUAUUCUAUCCCUUGCCUGCACACCGCCACCACCCAAAACAUCACUAAUGAACAACAUAUCCAUCACAGUCCUUGUUGAUAGUAUUGUUUCUUCAAUGCCAAAUUACUCAGCCUUCCAUGUUGGAACGACAGAGUAUAACGGCGUCAUGCAAUGCCUACCUGAUCUCACCCCAGAUCUAUGCACCUUCUGCGCCAAUAAUGCUAAACAAACCAUUCAAAAACUCUGCCCAAAUGCUACCGCUGUAACAGCUUGGUUUGAUGGCUGUUACCUUCAAUAUUAUUCCAGGAAAGAUGAUCUUGAUGAGGUUACUAAUUGUUCCGGCUCAAAGCAAACCAGUAUCCAAGACCGUGGUCACUUUGAGCUAAAACUUGAAGCAUUACUUUUAAGACUAAGAGCUGAAAUUUACUUGACCACCCAUUAUAGGUUUUCAACUGGGCAUAUCGAAAAUAGACAUGGUGGCAGAAUUUAUGCACUUGUUAAGUGUAUUCUACCUUUAACACUUGAAGAAUGUGGAGCUUGUGUUGCUAAAGGCAUUGACAAGGUUUAUGGGCAUUGUGGUGGUAAAGAAGGAGGUACCGCGGCUAAUGGGUACUGCAUUGUCAGAUAUGAGAGUUACAAGUUCUUCUCCUACUUCCCCACCAAUAAUGGAGGAAUUAAUGAGAUUGGCAGUGGCGGACGAGUACAGGUUGCUGUGAGGGAUCGGAAUAGAGGGGAAAGAAAAGAUGAUCAUCAUAUGAGUAAAGUUAAUAGGGUGGAAGUAGGGUUGUUAUUAUGGGGAAUUGGAGUGGUUUGUUUUGUGGUGAUUGUAUUUUCUGCUUGGUUACUGAAAAGAACAAUUACCAACAAAGCUAAGGUUGCUGCUUUUGGUGAUGUGGAUCACGGGCAUCCUGAAAGAGAAAGAAGUGAUGGGACUGUAUGAUAUCAUAUCAUAUCUAAUUGGAGUAAUGAUAUUCUUUAUGAGCUGCCAUUAUGCUCUGUGUGUUAGUUGCAAAGGUCAGAAUUUAAUCAAUGAAUGGGGCGAAGAGAAAGAGGCGUGAGAUAGGAGAUCCCUAGUCUACACCCUUUAAUUUCAAAGGAGAUUCUUCAGACUUGAUGUAUAGACCGAAAUUAGCAAG